GCGGAUGGAUGCUGCGGGAAGGGGCUGCCAUUUGCUGCCCCUGCCAGCGGCGCGCGGACCUGCACGCGCUCCCGCCGCCUCCAGCUCCCUCAGCCCGCCCGGCCUUUGCAGCGGCACCGCCUUGGCUUCCUCCGCGGCCGCCGGAGCGGUCGCCAUGAACCCCAGCUCCUCGGCGGGAGAGGAGAAAGGGGCGACGGGUGGCAGCAGCAGCAGCGGAAGCGGCGCCGGGAGCUGCUGCCUAGGCGCCGAGGGCGGUGCGGACCCGCGGGGUGCAGGGGCAGCGGCUGCUGCCGCCCUGGAGGAGCCCGCGGCCGCCGGACAGAAGGAGAAGGAAGAGGCGCUGGAGGAGAAGCUGAGGGACUUAACUUUCCGGAAGCAGGUCUCUUACAGGAAAGCCAUCUCCCGGACGGGCCUCCAGCAUCUGGCGCCUGCACAUCCUCUCGGCCUUCCUGUGGCGAACGGUCCAGCAAAGGAGCCUAGGGCCACUCUGGACUGGAGCGAGAAUGCUGUGAAUGGGGAGCACCUGUGGCUGGAGACCAACGUCUCGGGCGACCUCUGCUACCUGGGGGAGGAGAACUGCCAAGUCCGAUUUGCAAAAUCCGCUCUCCGGAGGAAGUGUGCGGUCUGCAAAAUCGUGGUCCACACAGCCUGCAUUGAGCAACUAGAGAAGAUUAAUUUCAGAUGUAAGCCAACAUUUCGGGAAGGAGGCUCCAGAUCACCAAGAGAAAACUUUGUACGUCAUCACUGGGUCCACAGGCGGCGGCAGGAUGGAAAAUGUAAGCAGUGUGGUAAGGGCUUCCAGCAAAAGUUCUCCUUCCACAGUAAAGAGAUCGUGGCUAUCAGCUGUUCUUGGUGCAAGCAGGCGUUUCACAAUAAGGUGACCUGCUUCAUGCUGCAUCACAUCGAGGAACCCUGCUCCCUGGGGGCCCACGCUGCUGUUAUUGUCCCUCCCACCUGGAUCAUUAAGGUGAAGAAACCUCAGGUGAUCUCCAUACCAGGAGAUGAACUUGAACUUGGUUGGGCGGGAGACGGACCUGGUUGGGCGGGAGACUGGAGCCCCUCAGAGAAUUUGGGAUUCUUCCAUUUUUACUGGGAGGGUUGGCAGAACUCCCUGAAGGCUUCCAGUAGGAAGAAGAAAAGAACGAGCUUUAAAAGAAAAGCCAGUAAAAGAGGAACGGAGCAGGAAAACAAAGGUCGUCCUUUUGUGAUCAAGCCCAUCUCCUCUCCUCUCAUGAAGCCUUUGCUUGUGUUUGUGAACCCAAAGAGUGGGGGCAACCAGGGAACCAAAGUCCUCCAGAUGUUCAUGUGGUACCUGAAUCCACGGCAAGUCUUCGAUCUUUCUCAGGAAGGGCCAAAAGAUGCGUUGGAGUUGUACAGGAAGGUACCAAAUCUGCGAAUUCUGGCCUGCGGUGGGGAUGGAACGGUGGGCUGGAUCCUCUCCAUCCUGGAUGAGCUGCAGCUGAGCCCACAGCCUCCUGUGGGGGUGCUUCCACUGGGGACUGGGAAUGACCUGGCUCGGACGCUCAACUGGGGAGGGGGCUACACCGAUGAGCCUGUUUCUAAGAUCUUGUGCCAGGUGGAAGAUGGGACUAUUGUACAGCUGGACCGCUGGAACCUCCAUGUGGAGAGAAACCCAGACUUGCCACCAGAAGAACUUGAAGAUGGCGUGUGUAAGCUUCCCCUGAAUGUCUUCAAUAAUUACUUCAGCCUCGGAUUUGAUGCUCAUGUCACCCUGGAGUUCCACGAGUCACGAGAAGCAAAUCCAGAGAAAUUCAAUAGUCGUUUUCGAAAUAAAAUGUUCUAUGCAGGGGCAGCCUUUUCUGAUUUCCUACAGAGAAGUUCUAGGGACUUAUCCAAACACGUCAAAGUUGUCUGCGACGGGACAGAUCUCACCCCAAAGAUCCAGGACCUGAAGUUCCAGUGUAUAGUAUUUUUAAAUAUUCCCAGAUAUUGUGCUGGCACAAUGCCUUGGGGAAACCCUGGAGAUCACCACGACUUUGAACCCCAGCGUCACGAUGAUGGCUACAUUGAAGUCAUCGGAUUCACCAUGGCCUCUUUGGCUGCCCUGCAAGUUGGGGGCCAUGGAGAAAGGCUGCACCAGUGUCGGGAAGUGAUGCUUCUGACUUACAAGUCCAUCCCCAUGCAAGUAGAUGGGGAGCCGUGUAGGUUGGCACCCGCCAUGAUUCGGAUCUCCUUGAGGAAUCAGGCCAACAUGGUACAGAAGAGCAAGCGGAGAACCUCCAUGCCUUUGCUCAAUGACAUCCAUCAGGUGCAAGCUGCGGACCUGCGGCGGGUGUCUGCUCCCCCCGGCUCCUUUACCAUUCCCCAGUCUGUCCCAGAUCGCCUGAGGAUCCGAGUGAACAAAAUCAGUUUACAAGACUAUGAAGGACUCCACUAUGACAAAGAGAAACUCCGGGAAGCGUCCAUCCCUCUGGGUAUUCUUGUUGUUCGUGGAGACUGUGAUUUGGAGACCUGCCGUAUGUACAUAGACCGCCUACAGGAGGACUUGCAGUCAGUUUCUUCUGGGUCACAGAGAGUUCAUUACCAGGACCAAGAAACCUCCUUCCCCAGGGCGCUCUCAGCUCAGAGGCUGUCCCCUCGGUGGUGCUUCCUAGAUGCGACUUCCGCUGACCGCUUUUAUCGAAUAGACAGAUCUCAGGAACAUUUGCACUUUGUGAUGGAGAUUUCUCAUGAUGAGAUUUUUAUUCUGGACCCAGAUAUGGUGGUGUCACAGCAGGCAGGGACCCCUCCAGGAAUGCCUGACCUGGUGGUUGAACAGGCCUCAGGGCUGUCUGACUGGUGGAACCCUUCCCUGAGGAAACGCAUGCUGAGUGACAGCGGGCUGGGGAUGAUCACACCCCACUAUGAGGACUCAGAUAUGAAAGAUCUCAGUCACUCCAGAGUACUACAGUCACCAGUCUCUUCAGAAGAUCAUGCAAUUUUGCAGGCAGUAAUAACUGGUGAUCUUAUGAAGCUCAUAGAAAGCUAUAAGAACGGAGGCAGUUUGUUAAUUCAGGGACCAGACCACUGUUCACUCCUUCACUACGCAGCUAAAACCGGCAAUGGGGAGAUUGUGAAGUACAUCCUUGACCAUGGACCUGCAGAAUUGUUGGAUAUGGCAGACAGUGAAACGGGCGAGACUGCACUGCACAAGGCUGCCUGCCAACGGAACCGGGCUGUGUGCCAGCUUCUGGUGGACGCGGGAGCAUCUCUGAGACAGACAGACUCCAAGGGAAAGACACCCCAAGAACGAGCACAGCAAGCCGGGGACCCAGAUUUGGCUGCUUAUCUAGAAAGCCGACAGAACUUUAAGAUCAUUGGCCAUGAGGACCUGGAAACUGCUGUUUGACCCUGGGUGACAGGCACAAAGAACUCGAGCAAGCGUAUCACCUAUGCCCUCCCGGCCACUGGGCAGCUCCUUUGGAAGAAGCUAAUGGAAUUCAUAUUGGCCUCUCUCCCGCAAGGAUCUAUCUGAGACCACACCACCAGGUUUAAGGGCUACCGGGAUGUACAACAGGACAUGAUAGCCCAUUGGGAAGGAGGCAGGCCGCCUGGAGAUUUGUGGAGUACGUGUUCCACAAAAUUUGAUCCUUAUUGCUUCCAGCAAGUAGCAUGAACUUCUGCGUUCACCUGUCUAAUUUAUUUCAAAGAUUCAGAGGAUGUUCACAUAAAAUGGCACUGCUCCCUCCUUCCUCUCUGCAUUCAUCUUUCCCUUGUACCACAUAACCUUACUGUAAUCACCCAUCGAUUUAGAAAAUAUACUAUCUCCUCUCUUUACUUUCAGUCUUCCAACCACAAGGUUGUCUGAAGGUCUUUUGAAACCCUCCUGGAUGUCUUGCAGAAACCUAUCUGUAAAACCACUUCCAUUUGCAGACUAAAUAUACCAAGUCUAGUUAGUGGCUUUGCAUGCCCCCUACCCCCUCUGGUUUCGUCACACAGGAGCUGGGAGGUGCCACAGUGGUAACGUCAACAUGUGUGCUCUGUCUCUGAGGUAUGGCGGAGCAACAUGGGAGCUGUCUGUGCUUGAAGUACUACAGAGAGAUUGCCCAGGGGUCAUCCCAGGCAGCUGUGCUGUUGGUGGUCAGAAGGACUGGUUCAGCUUGGGCUGUUUGUACAGCUCAGUACUGCCUGUGUGUAGCCAUCUCUGCCUUCUGCUGCAGGGGAGAUGUGUCUAGGAGUCAGUGAAAGCCCCUAGCUAGUUUACAGAGCCAUGCAAUUCUAAGUGUUGUUUCAGGGACAAGGUUGGGCCCGUCUAGGAGAGUGGUUAUAGGAAAUGGAGCCUUCAAAUGUUUAGUCCUAAGCUUUGUAAAGUGAUAAUAGAAAGCAGUCUAAUUGGAAAAAAUAGCAAAAAUAAAAGUAGCAAAGUGUGUCGCAACAAUAUACUUCAAUAGGAAAACAGCCUUUGGCAUUUCGGGCUGAGGCUAAUGACUGCCGGUUCGUGGAUACAGUGGUGACAGGGGGUUCAGGUUUGUUUUUCUAAGAGUUCAGUUUUCAGGAUGGCAAGGAAGGCUUGACCCACGGACAAAGCCUCAUCUCACCAGUUCCAUGGUCAGACUCUCAGGAUGUCUGGCCCUUCCUAGUCUGUACUUCACUCGUGACCUUUUGCUUCUGAGAUCAUGUCUGAUGGCCCUGUUUUCCGUGUAUUUGGGGGUUUAUUAAGCUCUGCUCCAUACUUUAUUUUUUCCUGUCACGAAUUUCUUAGUAUAAAGCACUAUGGCAGAAAUGGCUUUAUGAGAUCGUCACUUCUCUUCAUGGGGGGAUCAGGUAAUGAAGAGGAGGGGGAAAUUGCUUUCUACUCAAAAAUCUUCGAGUUAGGUGUGGGUCACAAACACAAGUGGUGUAUCUGAGGCUUUUCUUUCUGCUUUCUUCCAUUUUCUUUUUCUCUUGAACACAGGAAAAUGUUUCCUCCAUGUUUCUGCAUGUGACCUUUAAUCUCACAGUCCAAUGGGGACAAUUUGUUUAUCAGAAUCACGUAUCAUCAUUUGGAAAAGAUGGAUAUAAUGUACUAUAUUAAGUCCAAGCAGGCUUUGAGUGGGUGGGGGCUUCAUUACCAGAGCCUCCCUAUAGUCAUUUCAGGACCAAUCUUGGCAUCAUUUCUAGCCGGGGGGAAAAGGGUUGGCUAAAAGUAAUGUGUUUUUAGGCAUCCAUCUCAGAACUACAAUUUUCUCUUAGAUAUUGCAGGGAGGGGAAGCAGAGGGUCUGGACUCGAUUGUUUCCAGGAGCUGAAGUCACUGGGUUUCUGUUAGGAGUUUUUCAGUUGUUGAGGCUGUCAAGGAAAUAUUGUGAUGACAAAUAUAAUCCCUAGAAUGGACUGGAACCUUCCAGCUCCUAGAUGGAGCCAAACAUUUGGCCAAGCAGUUGGUUAUCCAGCUGGCCAGUGCUGAGAUACAGGACUAUAUUUUCGUUAACCACCAUCUCACAUUUCUCUGAGAAUGCUUCAAAACAGCCCAGAGAAAAUUUAGGAUAGAGGUGGCUAUGGGCCAAUCCAAAUAACUCCAACGAAGGCACAAAUAAGUCCCUGGCAUGAAAGUAGAUGAAGUACUAACUACUGUAAGGGUCCUGGUACAUGUAGAAAUUGCACCCCUCCCCUCACAAGAAGAGAAAAAAAUAGAUUCUACAUCAUAUGUGUAUGAUCCAUCUCUGGAAAAAUAACACUUCUAAGACUUGGUGUUUCAAAACAAUGUGAGCAGAGAAGCCACAAGAUUUCAUGAUUUCAUCAUUAAGUCUACCUCCUGUAGGUUUUUUUUUUUAAAUUAUUUGUUGUGUGUGGUAGUUCUGAGCAUGAGAAAGAGCUAAAGCCAUGUGGUCCAGGAGUGCCUGCCUCUGCUUAAGUAUAUAGUCUCCCAUUUAGUGAGCCAACAGGAGGUACAGAAGAAAAUGGUACAAUCCUGACCCCGCAAAGUUUCUCAGACAUAAAAGUAUGUACCUAUGGAAAAAAUGUUUAUGCAGCGAGCUGGGGCUGUGUUGCAAGAAACAGGCAACCUAGCAAGUUUCCUGUAUCCAGUCCCUUGGGUUGGAUCACUGUCCUCUUUGGAAUUCCUCUUUAAGUUAGGCUGGUGGGAGGAUGAAGAAUGAAAUGUUAUUAAAAGACAGAAUGCUAGUGCUGUGAAGGUAAUCAUUUUUGUAACCCCGUAUUCCACAGGUCAUGAAACAUUAGCCCGGUCCUUGCCCCCUACCACAUUCACUAACGUGACAGAGACCAGGAGAGGGUUCAUUAACCUAGAAGACUAAACAGCGUGACUGGGGAUUUUUGCUUUGAGAUUUCUGGUCACCUCCAUAGAGGUGAUAAUUGAAACCCAAUGGGAAUUCUAAAGCAGAAUUCAGCUGCAGUGAAAUUAGUAAGAACUGGCGGAAGGCCCCUCUGUCAUGUUGCUUUUUGCCUUGCCAGAAACUGCUCAGGCAGAUUUGGCUGGGUUCUAAGAUGCUCAACAAGGGCACUACUUUCCCCUGGAACCUGGUAGAAACUCCUUUGCCCAAUCGGUCUCUGAAAUGUAUUUGCUAGAACUCCUAGAAUAUUCAUGUCUAAGAAAACAAGGGGUGGCAGUUUCCUUUGAUCAUAUGAUACUGAUAUGAACACACAUUUUAGUUAUGGAAGUAGCACAUGCAUUUUAUACAGGUUCUAACUCCAUGGAAAGUGUCACGUGCAGCGUGAAGACAUCCUCUGCUGGUGUGUCUCCGUCCCCAGCAAGAGACACCGUCAAUGUGGACAAACAUGAUUGCUUGUAGGUUAUGUCAGAAAUAUCUUGCUCAUAUACAUGCAUAGCUGUACAUUUACAUGCAUAUCCAUCCAUACAUAAGUAGAAAUGUAUUUAUUUGUAUACAUAUAUGGGCAUAUAUGCCAUACACACAUAUUUCAUGUGUUUAGACAAGAAGACAUUCUAAAAGCAUGCCAAUCAUCUUUAUGUGUAUAGUUAACACUCAUAGGUGAUGACACAGAAUUUUCAUUUAGCUGUUAUUUCCUCCAUCCCUGAGCUUACUUCUACCCCUACAUCACUGUAGUUGCCCUUGGCAUUGGCUACUGUCAGAGUCAUAAAGUCCGUGACCAAUGAGUCUUCUGAUUAUUUAUAUGUUGCCUCCCAUGAUGCAUGAAACCAACCUUAGCCCUGUGACUUGUUUACUUUUGGCUCUCAGGGGAGUAAAGGAGAAUUCUUUCUUUAUGACCCCCUCACUUCUCUGAAGCUGAGUCGAUAAGCUUUCUAAUGCUAUUUAACUAGGGCAAGCUAUUGUCAGGAAGGGGAUAGAUACUCGGGUGUGGUCUAGGGGUUGGAGCAGCUUGUCUUCCAGUAGGGGAAGCUAAUUAAAUCACUGAGCACAGCAUGGUGUUUUAUUCAGUUAUGCUCUUUAAAAGUAAAAAUAGAUCUUUGUGAAAAUGGCUCAUCAUAACCACCAACUAAGACUGCUAAUUGUUCUAUGCAGCUAAAUUAUGUUCCUGUUAGGAAAAGAAAGACCAUGUAUUAAAUUAGCUCUCUGAACACACUGUAACAUGUAUUUAGUAUAAGCUCCCUUCUGCCCACAUCGCAAACAUACUGCCUUUGAAUCUCUCGGUGCUUCUCAGCACUGAACUCCACAUUCAGCUGAUAACAUGUCCUCUUCCUGUGCCCCUGCCAGCGCUCGUUUUCUGUCCCCCAGCUCUCUGGCUGUGAAACAUUGCCAGCACUACUGUCAUUCACUUUGUUUCACAGCUGCCUAAAUCUUCCCCAGAUGUUAUGAUCGAAAUAUACAUCAACAUGAAAUUUCCCUCGGGGUCAAAUUCCCAUGUUGCCCGAAAGAUAGGCACAUGCCUCUUGACCUCAGCUAUCUGACAGAAUUAUGGCACAUUGAUUCUUAGAAGCAGUCUGUGAGGUUGAGUUUAUUUUUUGUUCUAGUCACGUGAGAGGUCACAACCAUAAAUAGUUCCUUCAUUUGAAAGGGUGUAAGUGAUGUGUGCUUUUAAAAUCAUCCAGGGGACAGGAUUAUAUAUGGGUUAUACUCUCGAGAGUCAGCUGUGGUUUCUUUUAAAAAGUUGUUAAUGCAGUUUAAUGAGAAACCUAAAAACAGAAAUAAGCAAAGGAUACCACACUGGACAAUCCACUCACCCAGAACAUCGAAAUAUAUUAUUCUGGUCCCAAAGAGGAAACAGAGAACAAUCAUAAAGUAUUAAAGCAAAUAGCUUACAGUAGAAACUUGGAUGUUGGAUGAUGUGUUCCUCCAGGAAGUACUUAUUAGAUAUACAUUCAAUCAUGAUCAUCCAAUAAUAUAUUCAAAAAUCCAUCAUGUUUGCAAGUAUUUCAACAUUUCUUUCAAAAUAUUUAUCGCUCACCGUGAUACAGAUUCAGUAAGAACAUAGCUAUCUAAGAAUACAAGGGGUAAACAACUUCAAGGAAGGUGGCAGACGGAGAUCAAAUCACAAACCUAAACAGUUGAGGUUCUGUAAGUUGCAUGUGUUUGGACAGGAAGGUACCUCAGCAAUGCCCUAAAAGUUCACCAGGAUCGUGUGAAUUUUGUCACUCUUUGUUCUGUGUGAGCAAAUGCAAUAGUAUUGUUUUGUAUUUCCAGUUCCUUGGAAUCCUGGUAAAGUUCUUAAAAAUAUAGUUGAAACUUUGACUUUAAGAUGAAACUUAGAAACCCCACUUAAGGAAGGGCUAAGAGUUAUUUAUCCCAGUCCUCAAGAGCAAAACCAGGAGUAAUAAGCAGAAUUUUCAGUGGGUUGUGAUUAAAUAUAAAGAAGAUGAAGUAUGAGUUGCCAAAUAGUGCAGUUGGCAUCUGUACAGAGUUACAGACUUUCAACAUCUGGAAAUAGUUAGAUGGAGGGGAUUUGACCAUCCUUAGGCGUGUCACUAGAAGGGAUCUGUGAUCUGAAGGGGCUGCAAAUUAGAUUGUUGUUUUCUUUGCCUCACUUUGAGAAUGGCUUUGUCGGAUAGCAACAUUUGAUCUUAAAAAUUAAUGGGAACCUUGAUUCCUUAAUUAAAAUGUCACUUUAUACAUGAGGAACUUGAAAAUGUUGGAGUGGGUAGGCUUUAGUUCUCAUUUUAAAAAAUUAAAACCAACUAAGCACAGAUUCAAGAAUUCAAGGGGGAAAAAAAGGAAAAGCACAUAAGGAGAUAAAAUUUCAAAAUUCCUCUGAAAACAUUUUGGGUGUUGAUGAGUAUUCAUGGACAUUUCCAAGCAAAGCCUUAUUGGAAAUCUUGCCAUUUUUCAUAUAUAUAUAUAUAUAUAGUGCUGUGAUUUGAGAUUCUUAGAAUUAACUGUAACCUAAUCACAGAAAGAAAUUCUGCCUCAGGGUCAUUUAGGAGCUAAGUAAAUGUACAUGAAAGGCAACGUGGAAACUCCCUUGGUUUCUGGUACCAGCAUGGGAAUUGCAAGGGAUGAUAUACAGAACAAAACAGUGGGGUAGGUUUUCUCUUUGCUUGCAAUGUUCUAGCACCAAUGGUAUCUGAGUUGGCUGCCUUUGGUAGUGGGAGCAACAGGGACUCUCUCAUAUCUCAGCUCUUUAUUGAGACACAAGUGUGGUUCGCAGUAUAAAGCAAUUAAACAACAAUCCAAAUAUGGUUUAUUAACGACUUCCCAUAGAUUGUUUAAGUCAGAGCAUUGAUAGUUUGAUGUAUUUUGACACCUCUGAACUUUGAUAUCUAUUAGAAUUUGAUGCAGGAGAUAACACAGGUAAGAUAUUCUAAACUGGGUUCCAGCAUAGUAAAUUCAGCCUGCAUAGAUUCACACAGUGACAGGGCCCCCACCAGAUAAAGGAUCUGUUGAAAGUACAGACCAGCAUGCCUCAAAUAGAUACUUGCUAGGAAAAUAGUUUCCACCAUUGCCUUCAAUGGAGCUUUAUAUCGGUUGUUCAG
This is a messenger RNA of Microtus oregoni (creeping vole), 9821 nucleotides long. It is a transcript of the gene Dgki, whose product is annotated as diacylglycerol kinase iota. NCBI's taxonomy places the organism in Eukaryota, Metazoa, Chordata, Mammalia, Rodentia, Cricetidae. The record is from RefSeq and is a predicted model, not a curated record. Gene Ontology annotation, cellular component: nucleus. The transcript has 35 exons. Bases 5 to 3349 code for a protein of 1114 amino acids. Gene Ontology annotation, molecular function: ATP-dependent diacylglycerol kinase activity; protein binding. Gene Ontology annotation, biological process: regulation of synaptic transmission, glutamatergic; intracellular signal transduction; diacylglycerol metabolic process.